Molecule: messenger RNA, 1965 nt
Organism: Symbiodinium sp. CCMP2592
Lineage: Eukaryota; Dinophyceae; Suessiales; Symbiodiniaceae
Source: the annotation of a GenBank genome assembly
AUGCCCUCCGGCGUGGCUUUUGCGCAGGGCCCCACACCUCAGAGGCAUCUCGCCUCUCAUGGCGACCGUGUUGUCGGUGCCCGUGAUGGCCACAGAGGUCAUGGAGCUCCUCCCAUGCAGAAGCAGAAGUCCUUCCAACCAUUGCAGAUCUUUGCGAUGGGCGGAGGAGCUGCGCUUGGUGCUAGGAUGGCUGUCCGGCGGUCAGCGAAGUCUGAGUCGACCUUGACCCUGGAACCGACCCGUCCGUCUCACAACAGCCGCGAGCUGACUCAAGGUUCACUUCAAGGAGACGUGUUCCUUCUCCAGACUCCGCUGAUUCUGCCUUCUCCUCUGCCUUCGUGGAUCGCCCAGGCACUGCCCAAGCACUCUGUGGUUUUAGCAGGUGUGGAGGGUGGGUAUGCAGCCUUUGACUUCGUGCCGGCCAAGCCUGAGGACCCUGGCUCCGCACUGCAGCUCUUGCUCGGCGGUUCGGUGGAGGGACUUUGUGGGACUCGCAAGUUGAGGGGGCUGCCGCGGGGUGCCGUUCGACUCGGCCGGGUGGCAGAAGGUGUUACUGUAGAGGACGUGAUCAAUGUCAACGAGAGAUUCGACAAGAUGCUGUCGUUGACGGCCAAUGACUGCAACAGUUACUCACAGAGUGUCCUGGCUGCCAUACUAGCGGACCCGGACAAGCUGGUGCAAGAGCGUUUGUUUUCAACCCUGGAUUGGGACGAGAUGCAGCAGAGCAGCAAAGUGCAGUACAAGGAGCCCUCGGUUACGAAUGCGAUUGUCCUGGUGGCUGGUACCACUGUCGGGGCUGGCAUUUUGGCCUUGCCCGCCGUCACUCAGCCCGCUGGGUUCGUGCCAUCGACGGUAGCUCUGACUUUCGCCUGGAUGUACAUGGCCGUCACGGGCCUUUUCAUUGCGGAGGUCGCCUGUCGAACCAUGGCUGCCACUGGUAAGCGAGCGACGUCCCUCCAGUCCAUGGCUUCGACCUCCAUCGGCCCUGCCGGCGCAUGGCUGAGCUCCGCAGCCUUCGUCUUCUUGCACAUGGCACUGCUGAUCGCCUACUGCUCCCGUGGUGGUGAGCUGCUCACGUCCUUGAUUCCCAUCCUCGGCUCCCUCGGCGUGCCUGGGCCUGCUGUCUUUGCAAGUCUCUUCGGUGGCUUCAUCUUCUUGACGAAGGGCACGGAUGCCUUGGAUCAGGGGAACAACGCCUUUGCAGUCGUGGUGGCCGUCUCCUUCUUUGCCUUGGUCGCACUGGCCAUCCCUGCAGGCGACGCCGCGCGACUGCUCGCCGUUGCAGAUUGGGGCAAGGCCACCGACACGGUGCCCACUCUCCUGCUGUCCUUAGUCUACCACAACGUGGUUCCCACUGUCUGCGCACAGCUUGAGGGAGACCGCGGGAAGAUCACAACGGCCAUCGUUGUGGGCAGCCUGGUGCCAUUUUUGAUGUUUGUUGUGUGGAAUGCCGCUGUGCUGGCGGCCCUUCCCAUAGGCUCUGCAGGGGAUCCGCUGGAGGUGCUCCGGAGCACAGGCAGCCCGCUUGUGGCCACCGGCAUCCUGGCAUUUUCUCUUAGUGCUAUCGUUACAUCCUUCGUGGGCUUCGUGGUCGCUCUCACCGACUUCUUCGCGGACUUGGAUAAUCGCACAGAGGACAGCUCCCUGCCUUUGAAGCUCCGGGACUUUGCGCUGACCCUUGUCCCGCCCGUGAUCGUAGCCUGUUUGGACCCGAGCCUGUUCUUCCAAGCCAUCGACAAAGCCGGAGCCUUUGGCGUCUCCACACUAUUCGGGCUCCUGCCAGCCUGGAUGGUGCUGACAAAGCGAUCCUCGGAGUCACCUGUACUCACACGAGUCCCGCAGUUUCUGGGUGGCUAUGUUCGAGGGCCUCUUGUUCCUGGCGGGCCCCUCAUCCCCGUGUUAGCAGCCGUGGUGGCGCUUCUGGUCGUGGGCGACAACGCCCUGGAGCUGUUGCACGGAACAUAG